Messenger RNA from Acanthosepion pharaonis, 1134 nucleotides. Lineage: Eukaryota; Metazoa; Mollusca; Cephalopoda; Sepiida; Sepiidae. The record is from the annotation of a GenBank genome assembly.
AUGUCUGCCUAUCUAAUUUUGUUAAUAUCUAUCUAUCUAUCUAAUAUCUAUCUAUCUAUCUAUCUAUCUAUCUAUCUAUCUAUCUAUCUUAUUUUGUCAAUAUCUAUCUUAUUAUGUUCAUAUCUAUGUGAUGGACCAGAGCUUAGAGACUUUGUUACUCAGAAUGGCAUUGUGGAACCAUUGUUGUCUUUGGCCAAGCAUGAUCUUCCUGCUGGCUUCCUCAGAAACAUUACCUGGACAAUCUCUAAUCUGUGCCGAAACAAAAACCCCUCACCUGACUUUGCUACAAUCCAAAAGUGCCUUCCCACACUCUCUUGCCUCCUGCGGCAUUCGGAUCAUGAAGUUCUCUCUGACACCCUGUGGGCUUUUUCCUAUAUAACUGAUGGUCCAAAUGAGAAAAUUCAAGCCGUCAUCGAUAGCAAUGUUGUUCCCAAACUUGUGGAAUUGUUUCAACACCCCAAGAUUUCUGUGAUAACCCCAGCUCUGCGAACAGUGGACAACAUUGUCACUGGUGACGAUUCUCAAGCCCAAGUUGUAAUAGACUCCUCUGCUCUUCCCAUCUUUCACAAUCUGCUGAAGCAUCCCAGACCCAACAUACAGAAAGAAGCCUCCUGGACCGUUUGUAACAUAACUGCUGGAAACAGUGCUCAGAUCCAAAGAGUUAUUGAUAUUGGGCUGCUUCCUCCUAUUGUUGAUCACCUGGCUAAGGGUGACUUUAAGACCCAGAAGGAAGCUAUUUGGGCUGUUACCAAUCUAACCUCUGGUGGUACAGUUGAGCAAGUGGCUCAUCUCGUUCAGUUGGGUGUGAUUCCUCCCCUUUCUAAUUUAUUGACUAUUAAAGAUCCUAAAGUUAUCCUGGUAAUCUUGGAUGCCUUCAUGAAUAUCUUGAUGGCUGCUGAGAAAAUCAAGCAGCAUCAUGCUGUCUGUAUGAUGAUUGAGGAAUGUGGUGGUAUAGACAAAAUUGAGGCCCUCCAGUCUCACGAAAAUGAGAAUGUCUACAAAUCUGCCUUGAGUAUCAUUGAGAAAUAUUUCUCGGAAGAGGAUGAUGAAGAUACUGAUUUGGCUCCAGUUGCAACUGAAGAUGCCUACAAUUUCAAAGAAGCAAAUGUGCCAUAUGGUGGAUUCAGUUUCUGA